CUGUAUUUCUUUCGCGAUUCUGCUCACGGUUGCACAUACUUGGAAGUCUCCAGUAUUUUGAAUAUAUGUCUUUUUUUUUUCGCAAACAAACGGAGAUGGGGCUCGAUUAGCGUAAAGCAUUUAGAAUUCCUUCAGAUUGCAUGCACAGCCAAAGGCUAACUGUUUAUGCCGGUGGUAGCCGCUGCGUAUCACGUGACUGGUUUGCCUGGCUGCGCCGGCAGUCACCCACCUAAGAAUCGUCGAAACUGGACACUGUGUGUUUCAUGUGCUGCUUUAGAUUUUGGAAAAAGAGAGAUAUCAUGGCACGGUCUAUAUAGUUCAGAGAAGAGUGCUGUCAUAUUUGGUAUCUUUCGUGGCCCCCGGGGGAGACCGAAUCAAUGUACUAUUUGCCCCAAAGAAAAUAUUCUACAAAAUGUGAAGGCGUACGAAAAUAUGUAGGCCGAGCGCGGCCUCGGGGGGGGAGGGUGUGUGUGUGUGUGUGUGUGUCCCAUCCUCAGCGAUCG
Molecule: messenger RNA, 503 nt
Organism: Aspergillus japonicus CBS 114.51
Lineage: Eukaryota; Fungi; Ascomycota; Eurotiomycetes; Eurotiales; Aspergillaceae
Exons: 1
Coding region: 166-438 (90 amino acids)
Source: RefSeq, a predicted model, not a curated record